UUAUGGGUUUUUAGUGAUAGACAGAGCUAGAAAGAGAUAAAAGAGAGAGAGAGAGAGAGGGAAAGGGAUUUGCUUUAUAAAGCUUUUCUAAGUCACCAAAAAGCCUUUCUUUCCUCUCUCUCUCUCUCUCUCUUUAUUUCAAAUCUUUUGACGUUCUUUUUGCUUAUAUUUCUAUGGGGCUUCUUGUUGUAGCUCUUCAAACUUUGCAACAAUUAUUUUGAUACAAAUAUGAACGGUGCGGAUAUGCCUAUUUCCAAAGAUCCGGCUAUUAAGCUCUUCGGUCGAAAGAUUCCGGUACCCGAUACCCAGAUUCCGUCCAAGAAUAGCUGCAGUGGAAUUACAAAAGGAGAAAACGAUACUAUUCAUGAAGACAAUUCCAGAGAACUGGAUAAGUCCACUGCUUCGGGACAAAGCCAGGAAGACAAACGAACCCCUAUGCAAGUGAAUGAACCACAAAAAACAUCCAAGUCCAAGGAAGACCAAGUAGAGACUAAUAGUGUGGACCAAGAGAAAAUUUUCAAGAAGCCAGAUAAGAUCCUACCAUGCCCACGAUGUAACAGUUUAGACACAAAAUUUUGUUACUUCAACAAUUAUAAUGUCAAUCAACCAAGGCAUUUUUGCAAGAAUUGCCAGAGAUAUUGGACAGCCGGUGGAACAAUGAGAAAUGUUCCUAUUGGUGCUGGGCGGCGGAAGAAUAAGCACUUAGCGUCUCAGUAUCGUCAAAUUUUAGUAUCUUCUGAAGGAGUGCCUAUUAGCAGAAUGGAAAACUCAGACUCGGGAAGUCAACAACUCAUAUCAUCUGUUGAAUCUGCAACCACUUUGAAGCCUUCAACAACUGGAAAUGGGAUGGUCCUAAAAUUUGGUCCUGAAGCACCACUUUGUGAAUCUAUGGAGACAGUGCUUAAUCUUGGAGACCAAAAGAGAUAUGCUGAGAUGAGUUCAGUCAAAUGUCUGGAUAAUGUAGAGGAGCCAUCCUCAUGUGGAUCCUCCAUGACUGCGUCUAGUUCCCGCGGAAAUGAAUUAUCCGAAACUGUUGCGCAAAAGGAACAAGUUGGCUUGGUAGGAUCUUCUACUGAUCUGAAUGUGGCACAUCCCGUCCACUGUUACCCUGUACCUCCAUGGGUUCUCCCCUGGAACCCUGGUUGGAAUAAUGCAACUUCCACUACAGCAGCUCAGAGCUCUGCUGGACAACCCUGUACACCAAAUAGUAAUACUUCCAAUCAAGUUCAAUGGUGCCCUACACCAAUAUUGGCAGUCCCUGGCUUUUGUCCACCGAGCAUUCCUUUACAUUUUGUACCGGCUUCAUAUUGGGGUUGCAUGCCUGUAUGGACUGCUGGAAAGGGAAAUUUGUCAUUAAGUGGAUCUAAGGGUUGCUCGUCUCCAUCAUCCUCUGCUAACCCCAGUUGCUGCUCUGGAAAUGGCUCACCGAACCUAGGCAAGCAUUCUAGAGAUUCAGAUCUUAUGGAUGAAGACAAAGCAGAGAAAUGUAUAUUGGUUCCAAAGACGCUUAGGAUUGAUGACCCAAAUGAGGCUUUAAAGAGUCCAUUAUGGGCCACAUUAGGUCUUUCACUUGACCAGAAGAAUCAUGUAUCGAAAGGCACCGUGUUCAAAACUUGUGAAGCCAAAGCACAGGGAAAGGGCCAUGGACCAGAUGCCAAUCAUAUACUGGAAGCAAACCCAGCAGCUCUAUCUCGCUCUCACACGUUUCAGGAGAGCAGCUAAAGCCUAAAGGGUCGCUGCUGAAGUUUUUCCUGAUGAACUUCUGUUGUGCAACCUUUUCCUACAGGCACUUGUUUUGUUUGGAGAGAAUGUUGGCAUUGGCUGUCUUUCGGGAGGUCGAGCUUUAUGCUAAAUUCCGACUCACUGAAGUUUGAAGAAACAAGUUCUUGGAAUAUCAAAAGCUGCAUUAUUAUCAACUUUGUGUCAGCAUCUCUCUUCAAAAGAAUUCACCUUGUAAAUAUUUGAGGAUCUUUAGCGAGUGUUUCUAUGGUCUGCGGCCUGUUGUAGGUUUCAGUUCAUACACAUGCUUCUCUUCCGCUUGGAGUUGACGGGAAAAUAAGAGGAAGUUCUACUGAAUGUUGUAUGUAAUAUUGAAAGACCAUUCUCAUUUACAAGGCUAACCCAUGUUUUGCAAAGUUCUGAAUUUUGGGCUCUUGGAUUGCUAUGUUACAAAUAAUCUUUGGAAGUAUUUUUCCAUUUCAUGUUUUUCGUACUUUUCUUUGAAAGAUCGAAUGUAUAUGAAUCAGUGAUUUAGCUAAUCAAUCUCAGGAUCUAUUUAAUCCAA
Jatropha curcas is the source of this 2284-nucleotide messenger RNA. RefSeq names its product cyclic dof factor 1. Lineage: Eukaryota; Viridiplantae; Streptophyta; Magnoliopsida; Malpighiales; Euphorbiaceae. The record is from RefSeq and is a predicted model, not a curated record. Gene Ontology annotation, molecular function: DNA-binding transcription factor activity; DNA binding. Gene Ontology annotation, biological process: regulation of DNA-templated transcription.